UCUGGGGGGGCCCAGCUGGAUUUGGGUAUAAAGGGGCCCCCGGAGUGCCCGGCGUCGCUGUCACCGCUGUCACUGUCACCGCUGCCACCACCAUGACGUUCGUGCCCCCGCCCGGGUACAUGCCCGCCUACAACCCGCCCCUGCCCUACGUGGCCCCCGUGGUCGGGGGGCUCCGGCCCGGGAUGGCCAUUUACAUCCAGGGGGUGGUGGCCGCACAACCGGACUGGUUCCGGGUGAACCUGGCGCUGGGUGCCCAGGAUGACGCGGACGUGGCGCUGCACCUGAACCCGCGGUUCCAGGGGGGGGUCACGGUGCUCAACAGCCGCAGGGGGGGGCGCUGGGGGGACGAGCAGCGCCGGGAGCUGCACCCGCUGAGCGCGGGGGGGCCCUUCGAGAUGGUCAUCAGCGUCACCCCCGAGGGCUACCGGAUCCUGGUGAACGGAACGUUCUACGAGCAGUUCCCGCACCGGCUGCCCCCGGAGCAGGUGACGGCCGUGACCGUGGACGGGGACCUGGAGCUGCACUCGGCCUCGGUGCUGGGGGGCACGACCGUGGGUCCCCCCUGCAUCCCGGACAUGCCGCAGACCACCCCCCUGUACCCCGAAUGUAACCUGCCGGUGAUGGGACAGCCCCCCACCUUGCACCCGACCGUCCCCUACAUCGCCACCAUCCCGGGGGGGCUGCUCCCCAAAAAAACCAUCAUCAUCAAGGGCUUCAUCCCCCACAACGCCAGCAGGUUCCACAUCAACCUGCGGGCGGGCCCGGGGGGGGACGUGGUUCUGCACCUGAACCCCCGCAUGGACGAGGGGGGGCAGGUGGUCCGCAACUCGUUUUUGGGGGGCUCCUGGGGCCACGAGGAGCGCGACAUCUCCUGCUGCAGCCCCUUCCAGCCCGGCCGCUACUUCGACCUGUCCAUCCGCUGUGGGAACCAUCGGUUCAAGGUGUUUGCUGAGGGGCAGCCGCUCUUCGAUUUCCACCACCGGGUGCCAGCCGGGCCCCACGUGGACGUGCUGGAGAUCGAGGGCGAUGUCGUGCUGUCCUUUGUCCAAUUCUGAGCCGCUGGUGCCCAGUGAGCGCCCUGGAAGUGACCCCCUCAACUGGGCCCAGCUGAGCUCAGAGUGUUCUCCCCCCAACACUGA
Messenger RNA from Cinclus cinclus, 1139 nucleotides. RefSeq names its product galectin 4 (gene LGALS4). The transcript is spliced from 10 exons. The coding region runs from base 93 to 1055 and encodes 320 amino acids. NCBI's taxonomy places the organism in Eukaryota, Metazoa, Chordata, Aves, Passeriformes, Cinclidae. The record is from RefSeq and is a predicted model, not a curated record. Gene Ontology annotation, molecular function: carbohydrate binding.